Aspergillus brunneoviolaceus CBS 621.78 is the source of this 1467-nucleotide messenger RNA. RefSeq lists its product as uncharacterized. The transcript has 3 exons. Gene Ontology annotation, molecular function: heme binding; oxidoreductase activity. NCBI's taxonomy places the organism in Eukaryota, Fungi, Ascomycota, Eurotiomycetes, Eurotiales, Aspergillaceae. Bases 1 to 1467 code for a protein of 488 amino acids. Gene Ontology annotation, cellular component: endoplasmic reticulum. The record is from RefSeq and is a predicted model, not a curated record.
AUGGCGUCAACCACAUAUACCCUUGAGCAGGUUAAAAUUCAUAACAAGAAAGACGAUGUCUGGAUUGUUUUGCACAAUAAAGUCUACAACAUCACUACCUACCUCGAUGAUCACCCAGGUGGUGUUCCUGUCUUGUUAGAAGUGGCUGGCUUAGAUGCCACCGAGGCCUUCGAGGAGAUCGGACACUCGGACGAAGCCCGCGAACUUCUCGAGCCGUAUCUGAUCGGGGACCUUGCAGCUGAGGACCAAGCUGAAGUCAUCGAGGUAUAUCGUCCGACCUUCGAGAAAGUCUCCCAGGUCGCUGCAGUCGACGUGCGCAAGCUACAAGGCUCCACCCUUAGGCGUCUACGCAAAUCGCUCCUCGCGGCCGUUCCUCUCGGCCUGGCUGCUGGAUUAGGGUAUAGUGUAUACAGCAACGGACUCGAGAUACUGCGCCAGCCUCAACUGUUCCUCCCGCAUCUCCUCCAAGAAAUCUACCUUCCCUCUGGAACAACCUCUAAAUCCUCCUUCUGGUCCGGGGUGGGCAUUGGCAGCGCUCUCCAAAUCAGUCUGACCGGUGCUCUCACCGUCUGGCUCUCCACCAAGCUCGACGUCCAGGAGAGCUUCGCAUCCCACAAGCCCUACCGCCCCUCCCGCUCCGACACCCUAAUUCUCAAAUCCGCUUUCAAAUCCACUUGCACUCUUCCCGAGAUCACGACCUCCACCACCACAGCCAUGCAACCCCUCGACCCCAAACAAUGGCGCAAGUUCCAACUCAUCCGCAAGGACCUUAUCGCCCCGAAGGUCUACCACAUUGCCUUCGCCCUGCCCCACCCAGACGACCGCCUCGGCCUCCCGACAGGCCAGCACAUCGCCCUCCGCGCCACGAUCAACGGGAAGAGCGUCUCCCGCUCCUACACCCCGGUCUCCAACAACAGCGACCUGGGCCGCGUCGAGCUCCUGAUCAAGGUCUACAACCAAGGGCUGAUGACCCAGCACCUUGCCUCAAUGGCACUAGGCCAGGAGAUCGAGAUUCGCGGACCCAAGGGCGCGAUGAAGUUCACGCCGGACUUCGCCCGGCACAUCGGCAUGAUCGCCGGCGGCACGGGCAUCACACCCAUGUACCAGAUCAUCCGCGCGUCGCUGGAUGACCCGAGCAACAACAUCCAAAUUACCUUGCUGUAUGCGAACAACACGGAGGGGGAUAUCCUGCUCCGCAGGGAGCUCGACACCUAUGCCGCACGGUUCCCCGGGCGGUUCCGCGUGGAGUAUGUGCUCUCGCGGCCGGAGAGCAAGUGGGACGGGAGGAGGGGGUUCGUGACGCAGGAACUGAUCCAGGAGGCGUUCCCGGCGCCGGCGGCCGACACUCGGGUGUUUCUCUGUGGGCCGCCGCCGAUGAUUGAGGCGAUGAAGAAGAAUUUGGUUGGGCUGGGGUAUCAGCAGCCUGGUGCUAUGUCGAAGGCGAUGGAUCAGGUGUUUUUGUUUUGA